Staurois parvus is the source of this 921-nucleotide messenger RNA. Lineage: Eukaryota; Metazoa; Chordata; Amphibia; Anura; Ranidae. The record is from the annotation of a GenBank genome assembly.
GGGAGGAACCGCAGGGACGUUGCAGACUUUACAUCCGAAACGUUGCAGCGAUUGAUCUUUGAGCAGCUACAGCAACUCCACCUGAAUACCUCCCAGCAGGACAGUCCCGUAAGAGUCAAACGUAACUCCCCAUGGUGCAAUAACACUUUGAGAACUAAUGGCUCAAUCCCCGCUCCUUCGGCACCCUUGGCUCUGGCGGUGAAUCAGUCUCGCCACCCACGCGGAGCAUCUGUUAAGGAAUAUUCAGGUGUUUACGUGACUCCCAACACACAGAGCCAUGCUCACUGGCGGAUUGAACUUAUCUUCUUGGCCAGAGGGGAUGAGGAGAAUAAUAUCUUUACUAAAGAACGUUUGAUGACCAUCCAUAGGAUUGAGAGGAAAAUCAUGGACCACCCCCACUUCCGGGAAUUUUGUUGGAAACCUCAUGAGGUCUUAAAGGACCUUCCAUUGGGAUCUUAUUCUUACUGUUCACCUCCUAGUUCCCUCCUGACCUACUUCUUUCCCACAGAGAAAGGCGGCAAGAUCUACUAUGAUGGUAUGGGCCAGGACCUGGCUGACGUGCACGGAUCUCUGAAGCUGGCCAUGACUCACCCGGAGUUUUACUGGUACGUGGAUGAGAAUCUCACAACAGAAAACCUGAAAAGUUCUCUAUUGAGGAGUGAGAUUUUAUUUGGUGCUCCUCUGCCCAAUUACUAUUCUGUGGAAGACCGGUGGGAAGAGCAGCACAGGAAAUUUCAAAACUUUGUCACCUCCUAUGUUGGCAUUCUGUCCAAAGAGUCCACCAGUAAAGUGCAGGUGCUGUACGGGGGGACCGACCUGUUUGACUACGAAGUUCGGACCACCUUCAACAAUGACAUGCUACUGGCGUUCAUCAGCACGGGCUGUAUCGCUCUCCUCGUUUACAUCCUCACAUCAUUCUCA